Anopheles maculipalpis is the source of this 1446-nucleotide messenger RNA. It is a transcript of the gene Pdcd4, whose product is annotated as programmed cell death protein 4. Gene Ontology annotation, biological process: negative regulation of DNA-templated transcription. The transcript is spliced from 4 exons. The coding region runs from base 1 to 1446 and encodes 481 amino acids. The record is from RefSeq and is a predicted model, not a curated record. Lineage: Eukaryota; Metazoa; Arthropoda; Insecta; Diptera; Culicidae. Gene Ontology annotation, cellular component: cytosol; nucleus.
AUGAAUCUGGCAAGCGAAAAUGUGCUGUUUGGGGUCAACGGUAAGCCAAACGGUGUUGACGACCCGGUGCGCAAUGGUAGCGCCUCCGGUGGUGAAGGUAGCAGUGGACCGGGCUCGCCGCACAGUGGCGAAGCUAGCAAGGCCGGUCCGGAUGUUGGCGGUGAGCUGAUGAAGAAACCGGUCGGUCUGCUGGACGAUAAGCUGAGGAAGCGCGUGCGUAAGCUGUCGCGCUCGAACAGCAAGGACGGUGUGCUGGGAGUGGCCGGCACGCCGAACUUUGUGUCGCCCCACCGGAAGUGGAAAAACAGCCGCCGUUCGCGGAACGGGUACGGCCGUGGGCUGCCGAAGAAGGGUGGCGCCGGGCGGAAGGGUGUGUGGGGCAAGCCGGGCUCGGAGGUGUACGACGAGCUGGACGAGGACCCGAACGAUCCGAACUUUGACAUCGAUGCGUACAACAGCAUGCACAACGUGGAGCUGAAGGAGAUCGUACCGCAGAUGACCGAGGCGGAGGUCGUGAAAAAGCUGGAAGCGAUCAUACUGGAGUAUUUCGAGCACGGUGACACGCACGAGGUGGCGGACGCGCUGGACGAUUUGCUGCAGCCGGGGAUGAAGCCGCUGGUAACGAAAACCGUCGUGGCCGUUGCCUUCGAUCACAAGCAGUCGCAGCGCGAGCUAACAUCGGUGCUGAUUUCCGACCUGUACGGGCGCAUUGUAACGCGCGAAGACAUCUGUGCUGGUUUCGAUUUGCUGCUGGCGAAUCUGCCCGAUAUUAUGCUCGACACGCCCGAUGCGCCCCAUCUGCUCGGCAAUUUCAUUGCCCGUGCGGUGGCGGACGACUGCAUACCGCCCAAGUACGCGUACCAGUCAGACCGGGAAGAUUUGGACCAGCACGGCCAGUCGGCCCUGGUCCGGGCGACCACACUGCUCUCGAUGCACGACGGCUGGGGCCAGCUGGACAACGUGUGGGGUGUCGGCGGUGCCCUGCGUCCGGUCAAAACCAUCACCCAGCAGAUGUCGUAUCUGCUGCAGGAGUACCUGCUUUCACGCGAUCUCAGCGAAGCCCAGCGCUCGAUCAAGGAGCUGGAGGUGCCGCAUUUCCAUCACGAACUGAUCUAUGAGGCAAUCAUAAUGACACUGGAGGCGUUAAGCGAGUCCACCGAGGUGGCCAUUUGCGAGCUGUUCCGUACGCUCGACAGUACCUGCAUCGUAACGCCGGAACAGAUGGAGCAAGGGUUCCGGCGCGUUUACGAGGAUAUGACGGACAUUGUGCUCGACAUCCCGCUCGCCUACUCCAUACUGGAUCGCUUCAUCCAGCGCUGCCAGCGCGCCGGCUCGUUCCUGAGCGAGGCGCUCAUCAAAGAUAUUCCCACCCGGGGCCGCAAACGUUUUGUGUCCGAGGGCGACGGUGGUAUGAUCAAGCAGGUCAAUAUCCAUCAUGAUUUCUAG